Molecule: messenger RNA, 525 nt
Organism: Penicillium expansum
Lineage: Eukaryota; Fungi; Ascomycota; Eurotiomycetes; Eurotiales; Aspergillaceae
Product: arginase family protein
Exons: 2
Coding region: 1-525 (174 amino acids)
Cellular component (GO): nucleus; cytosol; cytoplasm
Molecular function (GO): arginase activity; manganese ion binding
Source: RefSeq, a predicted model, not a curated record
AUGGCAAGUGUCGGCGCUGCAUGUGGCCUGAAUAUCAAAGACCUCGGCUUCAUAUACUUCGAUGCACACGAUGACCUUGAUUCACCCGAUAUGAAUGAGAACGGAUAUUUCGAUGCGAUGGGUCUCUAUGCUGCGUGGAGAGAGCUGGAAAACCUUGAUCAACACCGUAUGACUUCCAUAUGGGGUGAAACCGAGCGGAAGGUGGAUUUCACUGCUGAGCUGAAGAAACAUUUGGAGUCGGGCUCUUAUAGUCCAGCUCUUGUGCAUCUUGACCUAGACGUGCUUGAUGAGUCUUAUGGUAAAGUCAAUGACUAUCCCUCACCGGGUGGUAUGUUCGAAGAGGAAUUGGUGGCUUGUAUGGGUCUCGUGCCGCAAAAGGCUACGCCCAAGUCCCUCACUGUGUGUUCGUUUGAUCCCAAUGCUGGAGAUGGCGACAAAAUUGCUGGUAUUGCAAUCCGGGCAGUUGUGGCCUUUGUAAAAUCGCUUGUGGAAGCUGAUACUUUGUCUACAUCUUCAAAGCCAUGA